UCUAUGAUUCGCUUUGCUGUCACGCCCAGUUACUUCAAGCCCGCAACGAACCCCACACACUCAUAUACACGCGACCCUAUAUACAACAGAGACAUAGCAUAACACGCGCACAAAUAUAUCGUUUAUCCACACAAAUACAGUAGCAACGGCGUUAAUACCCAUAGUUCACGACGAACAAUGAUCAUUCGGUCCUCUUUUCAAUUAAUAUAACUCUUUCAAAUAUCUUCUUACUACUACAACCAUUUUCUACCUUUUACCCCCACCAUCAUAAUGCCUCCAUCCACCUUUAAUCCACGACGUCCGCCGUCAACGUCUUCAACACGGUUACCGCUUCACCAUCAGCGGCACCACCACCAUCCAUACAAAUCGUCAACAACAGCAACCGUAACCACCUUCGCAUCGCGAUUCCUUCAUAAGCGAUGGAUACUUCGGCUCGUAUUAGCAACUGGCUUCCUGUACUUUCUAUGCCAACAAUUCAGCUUAUUUAGCACCUCCAACAGCAUUACAGCAACCGGCAAGAAGCUGGACCUGACGUUUCCGGAAUUAGCAGUGGCGAAACGCACCAAGCUAACGACGCAAGGUGACCGGAUACCGAAAAUUGUCCAUUUCAUACACGGCCUCAAGGGUCCUGAUCCAACAUUGGAUUUAGCCCACUAUAUUGCCAUCAAGGCAGCCCACGAUGUGAUCCAACCCGACACGAUCUAUCUUCAUUAUCACUAUCAACCCACGGGUGAAUUGUUUGAACGCGCCAAGCCCAUGCUGACGUUGCGGCAUGUUCCUCUCAUUGAUAACAUAUUUGGUCGUCCGGUGCAACAUUUUGCGCACAGAGCGGAUGUGGUUCGGUUAGAAGCGUUGAGAGAACUUGGUGGUAUUUAUUUUGAUUUGGAUCUGUUUGCACUCAAGUCAGUGGAUCAUUUAUUGGAUCAAGAGUUUGUCAUGGGACAAGAAGGGAAAGAUGGAUUUGUCGGUCUGUGUAACGCCAUGAUGAUGUCUCGACCCAACUCCCGAUUCCUCCAACGGUACUACAACAGCUACAGGACGUUUGACAUGAGCCAAUGGAAUUAUCAUUCGGUGGUGUUACCUGGCAAGCUAGCCCCACAUUUUCCUGACGAGAUCACUGUGUUGGGGUACAAGGCAUUCUUUUGGCCGUUGUGGGACACGAUUGGAUUACGAACCAUGUAUUUGGAAAAAUCCUAUGACUUUGCCGAAAAUCUGGGCACGCAUAUCUGGGAAUCGCCUGCGAAAAAACAUUUGAUGCAAGACCUGACGGAGGAAACCGUCUUGAAUGUCGACACUAGCUUGUAUUGUAAAAUUCGACCGUAUUUAUUGGAUGGACGACCGGAUCCACGGCAGGACGCGUGUAAGAUUUUAGCACAUACGGAACGGGCUGAUCAAUUAGUGGGACACUGGCCAUUGCAGAAGGACGGCAUUCCGGAAACGAAUCCGAUGCGAGCCGAUGACGUAUCUGGUAACCAAGUUUCUGGGUUGAUCCGAAACGGCAUCUAUGGCAACGACGACGGAGUCCAUUUAAACGGGGAGGACAGUUACAUUUUCAUGGGCUUGCCCACCAACACGUCCUUUCAUACUUUAACGAUCAGUUGGUGGAUGAAGACACAUAGUGACAAGGAAAAUGGCACUGCUGUGGUGAUCCAGACCGAUCGAGCCAAAAUCUAUGUUCGAACAGAAGCACUUAUACCCUCGAUGGUGGCAACAACAAGACCCGCUACCUCCAAUUCAAAUAAUGCAGUGGAUCCAGUAUCGCUCAGUUUAGCCACUGUGUUACUUGAAGAUGACUGGUCAUGGCGUGCGCAACCCGACAUACUCGUUCAUGCCAAUCCAUUUCCAGUCAACCAAGAUGACAAAUAUCAUCAUUUUGUGCUGGUCAUUGAUAGUGAUCCAUCGUAUGUAUUGUCAUCAUCAUCCAAAGACAAGAAAAAGCAACGCUUACAAGAAGACCAAGAUCAAGAAGGAGAACAGCAUGCACAAGCGCUGAAACAUUCGCUUCAUCCAUCACUUGCUUUGUACAUGGAUGGCCACGCCAUUGCCAGCAGCGCCAAUUGGAAGGUCUUGAAAGCCUAUGGUUCGUUUGUACGAGGCGUAUGGUUUGGCUCGUCUGAACCAGAACAUAGCAAUUAUCAAGAUCCAUGGGAUACUUCGAAUAGUUUGAAAGCUUCGUACCGGGAUAUUCAGAUAUGGGAAAGACCGUUGGCGGUGAAGGAAAUACAACAGUUGGCGCCCAUUUCGUUUUCCAAUGCGCCUCAUCAAGAUGAUAAAGUAUCCUCUUUGUCGUCGACACAAGGCGGUUGGAAAGAGGAAGAAGAGGAAGAUAAAGAAAAGGGUGGUUUGCAGGAGCAAGAGCAGGAACAGGAAGAAGAGGGAGAAGAUAUAGAUCAGUUAGAAGACUAGUAAAUCUUUUUUUAAAUAGUUCGCAUCAUGUAUAACGAAUCAAAAAACGCAUAUUAUUCCAACUACUUUUGUUAUCAUCAUUUAUUAUCGACCCUUUCAUGUCGUUCAUAUAAAUAUACAUAUACACAACACAGACAACCUUCUCUUUCUUUUCUUACCGUCUCCCCUUUUAAGCGUGUAAUUGAAUACAAAA
Zychaea mexicana is the source of this 2599-nucleotide messenger RNA. RefSeq lists its product as uncharacterized. The record is from RefSeq and is a predicted model, not a curated record. The transcript has 3 exons. NCBI's taxonomy places the organism in Eukaryota, Fungi, Mucoromycota, Mucoromycetes, Mucorales, Lichtheimiaceae. The coding region runs from base 271 to 2406 and encodes 711 amino acids.